Triticum aestivum (bread wheat) is the source of this 2348-nucleotide messenger RNA. RefSeq names its product nucleolin. Gene Ontology annotation, molecular function: RNA binding. Lineage: Eukaryota; Viridiplantae; Streptophyta; Magnoliopsida; Poales; Poaceae. The transcript has 10 exons. The coding region runs from base 146 to 2197 and encodes 683 amino acids. The record is from RefSeq and is a predicted model, not a curated record.
GGCAGCCGCGUGGUCUCCCCCCGGGCCGUACAUCGCAUCUCAUCGCCACAUCUCGCACCAGUAGACUACCCAGCAGCAAAAAUCCAAACGGAGACCGCCGCCGCGACGAAACCCUAAGCCCCCGUGCGGCCGGCGACCGCCGGAGAUGGAAGACCUUCCGCCGGCCCCGCGCCGGCCGCUCUUCGACCUCAACGUCGCCAUGGAGGAUUUCGAGGAGGAGGAGCCCCAGGAGGUGGAGGAGGUCGUCGAGGUGGAGGAAGUAGUUGAGGAGGAGGAUGAGGAGGAAGAGGAACAGGCUCCCAAGGAGAUGAUCAUGGGGGAGGAGACGGCGGUGGCGCCGGCCGAGGAAGAAGACGCUAUUGUGGAGAAGGAGGUCGUGGAGGAGGUGGGGGUGUCUGGGGAAGGAGGGGAGAACGAGGGGAGGAGGAAGAAGAGGAAGGAGUACGAGGUGUUCGUGUUUGGGCUGCCGCGGGGAGCCAUGGAGGAUGACGUCGCGGCAGCGCUCACCGAGGCCGGUGAGGUCGAGGAGGUGCGGCUCGUCCGGGAUCCGGUGGAGCCGCAGCUUAACAAGGGCUUUGCCUUUGUACGCUUCGCCGAGGUUUGGCAGGCGAGGUGGGCUGCCAACGACCUCCGCACGGCCAUGAUCAAGGGAAAAGCUUGUGGAAUAUGCAAGAACAAUGAUAAUGAGACCCUUCAUCUUCGGAACAUUUGCUUCGAUUGGUCAAAAGAUGAUUUAGCAGAGAAGCUGAAAACCUUUGAGUUGGAAAACCUUGAAGAUAUCAAUUUAAUUGAGCACCCGGAUAGAAAGGGAAGAAAUAGAGGCUAUGCGUUUCUUGACUUCAGCUCACAUGUGGAUGCUGUUGCUGGAUUUCUUAAACUACAGAAAAGAGAUUUGUUUCUUGGUACUGAUGUUAGAGCACAAAUAUCAUUUUCAAACACCAUUUCACAAGAUGAUAAGGUUAUGGAGAAGGUAAAAUCUGUUUUCUUGGAUGGCUUACCGCCUCAUUGGGACGAAGACGACGUGAGGGAAAAGUUUGGAAAGUUUGGUGAAAUUGAUAAUAUACAACUUGCUAGAAAUAUGUUUACAGCAAAACGUAAAGAUUUUGGUUUCAUCAGCUUUACUACAAGACAAGCGGCAUUAGAUUGCAUUGAUAUGGUCAAUAAAGGUCGCUUUGGUGAAGGUAGUGGAAAGAUCCGCAUGAAGGCUACUCUACAAAGACCAAAGCCUACUUUCAAAAAGCCUUCAUGGCAAGGGGAUAAUCACAUGUUGGGCGUCAGGAGAGGAUUUAUUGGCAAAAAUUAUGGUGACAGAGAGCCCCACCCUAACAGAUUCAGGCAUUUAGGUCCUGAAAGACAUCCUUAUUCAAAUCAUAGCAACUACCCAGGGAGCAGAAUUCGGGGAGGUUAUGUUGGUAGGUUGCCUCCCAUGGCGGUUGAUGAUGGAGAAAGACCUGUUUCAGUGCGAGAAUACAGGUCUUACUACAGAAGAGAUUCUACAGUACCUGACCCCCGCCAUAAAUAUGGAAGGACACACCCGGGGAGCAGAAUCCGGGAAGGUUAUGUUGAGAGUCGAUAUGAUAAUAAAUAUCCAAAACAUAAGCAUGCAGCAUAUGAAGCAUCAACCAUGCAAGGAGAUGAAUACAGCAGGAGUAAAUAUAGACAUUCAUACUUGGAGAGGGCACAUGAUGAAUCUUGCCCAGAAUGCAUUAGAGGUGAUCAUAACUCAAGUGCUUAUCAGAGUGGGCAUUACUCCAGCGCUGGCAAGGCUGGUCAUCACUACCAGUGUGAGAAUGUUGAUGAAUUUGCUGCAACCAGUGGUGGAUCGGAGAAAGACUACUAUAAUAAGACAGAGCAUGAGCUCACGGUGGCUUCAACUUCUCAAGUAGCACCUCAGCGCAAGGAACCCUACCGCGGGGUGGAACAAGAGUUAUUGCCUUCAAGUCCUGCGAUGUGUAACUGUAGCGAAUGCUACAAGGGGCAGAAGUCAGCAGCAGCCCCUUCAAGCUCUCAAAGCGAGAUAACUAGUCAUUCCAAUCCUCAAGUUGCUGCUCCCCAUCGCCGGAUUGCUAAACCUUUUCAUGACCAGCGGAGCUUUGUUCCUGAUGAGUAUGAUGAGGUAGAGUACACAGUCAGGGAGCGCAGAGGCCGAUAUUUAUCUGCAAGAGACGGGAGGAAAUACUCUAGGCAAGGACGAUAGAGCUUCCCAAGGCUUUGUUAUAGGAUUUUAUUUAUUCAUAGCGUUGAGUUACCUAACUAGCUACCCCAACCUUGUGCAUUGCUCGAGUGCCUUUGAUGCGGACUCAUACAUUCUGAGUUAUGACAUUAUAUGAAACAAUUUUACAUGCCAA